This is a messenger RNA of Pocillopora verrucosa, 2661 nucleotides long. RefSeq lists its product as uncharacterized. The record is from RefSeq and is a predicted model, not a curated record. Lineage: Eukaryota; Metazoa; Cnidaria; Anthozoa; Scleractinia; Pocilloporidae.
AGAAUGCGACGCAUGCCUGACUCUAUGCUUGCACGCAGGAAGAAAACAUUGCUAUUCUUUGUAUUACAUUAAUGAGUGGGCCACUGAGCGAUGAAUCAAGGAAAGUAAAACAGCGUGCUUCAGUUUAACUCUUCAGACAAAUCUUAAACGCCAGAUGAAGUGUUCGAAGAAGAAGUCCUGUAAAAAUUUCGUUCACCGCCAUAACUUUGAGUCCCUUGCACCGUUCAACAAGUUCUACUUCAUUCACGUGGAAAUAUGCUAAUUUUUACACCGAUAUGGUCGCUUUAAAGCACAGAAGAACUCGAUCUUCAUAUUUGGUUGGAAGAGGGUCCUAAAAUAACUUGCAUUGUGUUCUGAAAAUGGUAGAAGCCGAACCUUGGGUGAUAGGACUCGUGGCAGGAUUGGCAGCGUUGAUUUUGGUCCUGAUUUGUAUUCUCGGCAUCUUUUGCGUUUUAUGGGCCAGGAAAGACAGACAACGGAGACGUGAUGAGCGUGAAGAGCAACGCCGGCAACGCUUAGCAGCUCUCGCCAGUAGAAAUAGUGACUUCAUGGGAAUUGAGUCUAAUUCUGCGUCUAUGGCGUCCUCGAACAACAACGCCAACUGGGUUCUUAAAGAAAAACCGCACGACUUAUUAAGCUCGCCGCCUACUUUAACUAGAGCAGCUGGGAAUGAGCCUUUCAUAGUCGGAAAAUCAAUGGUGAAAUAUUCUAACGAACUUGACAGAUCAAACAGCCUUCGACCAGGAACGCCACAAAGAUAUGUCAGCCAUAAUGAAGCUGAGCAGAGAAUGGUGCGGUUAGGGAUGAUUCCGCCAAGACGUGACGAAUUCAACGGACAUUUCCCAGCAGGUUAUUACACCGAACCUGGAAGAGGCAAGUCACAGAAAGGAAAGGCGAAAUCUCUAGAUAUGGAUGGAAGCAGAAGAUACAGUGCGGACCCGCCACAAGGGGUGGCAAUGCCCAGAUCCGUCGGCUACGUGAACGGAAACAUCCCCCCUGGUUAUCUCACCGUGCCUGGAAAGGCCAAGUCUCCUGGUAAAGCUAAAGGUGGAAAGAGGGGGUCAAGAGAUCUUGAAAACCAGCGUUUUAGGCAUAAUAGUGAGGUGCUAGUACCUGUGAGUGAAGAGGUCCAGUUGUGGUCUAUGGAACAGAGCCAACCCCCAUUUACACUUCCUGAGGAAGAUUACAACACAGCGGGAGCCACAUGGUAUCUUUCUCCAUCAAAUGAUACGCAGGGAAUAUCCAGUGCAAGGUCAGAAAGUUCCCUGUAUCGGCCUUCGCAACCCCAAAACUAUCCAAGGCACGGUCCACAAACGUAUAACACUCAGAACGUAAAUGGGACGGCUGUGUCAGGGUCACUACCACCAGAAGGUCCGCCGCCCACUUCGCCAGGGCUGAUGGAGCAAUAUUAUGACGGUCAAGACACUACAAGACUCAAACGAGUAAAGCGUGUCGGUGUACCGACUCUGCCAAAUUAGAAAGUCCCCCCACAAUGUCUUAAACAUUUAUUUGACAUCACCUUUAAAAAUUGCACUAGGAAAUGAUCGCUUCUCAGCUCAGCUUGACAAUGCAGUGGUUAUCGUUUGUGGUGGUGGCUGUAUGGAACAUGGAAUACAAUGUACAAUGUUGGUUUCUGACAGCUCAGUCCCUUAUGUUGAGGACUAUAUGUUUGUUCAUGAUGUUAUACUGGUAACCUCUGGAAGUAAAAGCAAGGGACUGGAAGAUGGAUUUUAAACUUUAAUCAUUCAAAUACGCACUUAGUCGGCUAUCUUCCUUCAUCUCCUUCCAAAAUUUUGCAUAAUUUUGGCUCGUGUUGAUUUAUGAUCAUGAAAGCACUGUUCUUUACCUGGUGCAUCAGAGAAUAGAACAAAAGCAAUUGUAUACCACAUGGUUAUAAAGUAUUCGUCAGGUCUAAAAAUCUCAUUUGAGGAUGAAGCCAUCCUUAAUUAAAGUAAGACACAUAAGGCUACGCAUUUUGUGGCAAUUGCAGUGGUAGAAUGAGUAAAAAUUCCAGCCAACGCACGUUAAUCUUUAGUAAAAACCAGAGGAGGAUUGAACAUGUUAAGAUUUUAUUAUAAAAGCGUUCCUCUCUAAAUAAAGAUAUUUAGUGAAUGCUCUCCCACGUGGCGAUUUGCAAGAGGAAUAAUUGUUUAAUCUCAUCAAGCUUAUUUUAAAGCGUAUGGCUGCGUUCUUUGAAAACAAAAUAGGAAGAGAAGUAUCAAAACAAUUUAUCGACGUAAUUAAAGUUGUUUAUAUGUAAAAUAUUUUAGAAGUAAAACAGAAAAAAAUGUUUCUAUUUCUAAAGAACAUAAAGAACCUUUAAUGGCAGUUUUUUUUGCAGUUAUUAUAUAAUGAAAAUGUACCUUUUUACCUCGAACAGGCCUUCGUGGAUAGAUCAUCUUUCACUAAAUGCACUGAUCGGUGUGCGUGCGGCAAGUUCGAAGACAGAGUACAUGAAUUUUGGAACAAAUUUCUCACUUAUGUGACCUGUAAUGAUAUUGUCAAAUAGGCCUGCAAUUUUGGUGACAGGCACAAAGGUGGGGAUAGUUUAAUGAGAAAAAAGGGCCAGAAAAGGAGAUCAGCGAAGGCCUGGUGGGUGAUAAGUAAUUAUCAUUUCCCAUUAAGCGUGGGUGGCACUGCAAAUAAAUCUCAUAUAUCAAA